Plutella xylostella (diamondback moth) is the source of this 4507-nucleotide messenger RNA. It is a transcript of the gene AdamTS-B, whose product is annotated as ADAM metallopeptidase with thrombospondin type 1 motif B. Gene Ontology annotation, cellular component: extracellular matrix. Gene Ontology annotation, molecular function: metalloendopeptidase activity. The record is from RefSeq and is a predicted model, not a curated record. NCBI's taxonomy places the organism in Eukaryota, Metazoa, Arthropoda, Insecta, Lepidoptera, Plutellidae. Gene Ontology annotation, biological process: proteolysis; extracellular matrix organization.
GAUCGCAGAAGUUGGGCCGCGACUGCCGACUUCGCCGUCGGACGCACUUUACAUCUCGGAUACAUUUAAAAUUGGAAGCGUGUGUUGCGCGCGCGCCGCAGUGGCUCGCCAGCCGCCGACUCGCGCGCUCCUCUCCGCCGCUCACAUCACAAACAACACCCUAUAUUUUUUCUAAAAAAGAAAAAACUACCGAACUCUUUUCUGUUGUCUUCCAUUUUCAAACUCGCGUGUCGCGUUCGCUGUGUUGAACCACGUUUUUCCCGCCGAGUGUUUUCCCGCCACUAAAUUGUAAUUUCACUUUUUAACGGAGAAAAGUCUGUCGUGAAUUCUGCCGAGUGCUGGAAAAUGGACUACUGAUUACACGUCCACUAACAUGAGAAUUCAUCAGAGCCGAAGACAAAUAUAUUCGUUAUCAAUAUCAAAUUACAAGCACAAAAUAUCGUAACAGUGUUUAUUCGUUGCUUGAACAUAUAAUCAAGUACUUAUAAUCAUAGGAUUAAUUAUCUAAAAUGAAUCGGUAGUAGUUGCUAUGCAACAACAAUAUCCGUAGCAUAAUAAGGGCGGUUUUACAAUUAGUUAAAAUGGUGACAAUUUGUGGAAGUGACAUUCGGGUGCUGCGAAAAAUGGAUGUGAGGUGUUCUAUAUUCAAACUGUUACUAUUUCAAAUGUUUGUGACGUGGUGUGGCGGCAUGAGCAUUGACAACGUCCACGUCCAAUAUCCUGCCGAUGUGGAGGAAGAUAUCCAGAAUAGCAUCAGACAACUUGUGCACAAUGGCAUCUACUCGCACAAGCACCUGGACCCGUCGCGCGCGCAGGUCGCGUACCCGGUGAAGGUGACGUCACGCGGCGCGCUGAUCUCACGCGAGGUGGCGCACGAGCACGCGCACGGUCACGCGCGCGCAAGGAGAGACUUGCACGGGCGAGAGCACGAGCUGGACCACGUCGUGCAUUAUAACUUGACGGUGGAUGGCAGGGAGUUGCGGCUGGAUCUGCGGCCGUCAGUGACGUUCAUAACACCAGCCAUGAUAGUGGAGCGCCACACGGCUGCCGGUCGGACCAGACACCGGGCCGGGGCGCGCGCCACGGCGUGCCAUUACACCGGCGCCGUGCGCGGCCAGCCCGCGUCCCGCGUCGCGCUCUCCGCUUGCGAUGGACUGGCGGGAUUGUUGCGGACGGAGCACGGUGAGUACUGGAUCGAGCCCUCCGAUCAAAUACCUGAAGACAAGUCUCAGGGGAGACCACAUGUUGUGUUCAAGCGAUCGGCAGUGGACAAGGUGGCGGCGUGGCACAGAGCGAAGCGGUCGGUGGCUGAGCGGACCAACCAGAACGCACCGGAGAGAAGGAGCUACAAUGACAAACAAAACUCAAGGAGGCUAAACAACAGACGAAACCGAGACAACAAAGAGAUGAUCGACAGACAACGACGAGAGCAUUUAGAGGCUAGAAGGAAGGAGCUGCGGCACAACCCUGCUGAGUACAGACGCAUACAGCAACAAUUAAGAAUGAAACAAAUUUUAGCACAAAGAAGAGUACACACCAACUCAUCAGUGUCAACGUCGACGAGCAAUUCGAUAGAAGGCAGCAAAUCUUUAGAGAACAGAAGAAGAAAUAGAAAGAGACUAACGAAAGAACAGAGACGGCGAAACCGAUUACGAAGGAGGAGACGAAGGAGGUCGAAGAACUGCGCGACCAAGCAGCCUCCUUACCCGAUAGAGAAAAUCUUACACGAGAGAGAAUAUGAAAGACUUCACAAUAGAACUUUAGAUAAGACGCACCAUCGUCCACAUCACCACGUGCUAUCGCACCGACCAGAGUUCGAGGAGCCGCGGCGCUCGACCAGGUCCGUGAGCAAGCCCCGCCACGUGGAGGUCUUGCUCGUGGCCGACAAGUCCAUGACAGACUUCCACGACAAGGGCAGCAUCGAGACCUAUCUGCUGACCAUUAUGAAUAUGGUGUCAUCACUCUAUAUGGACCCUUCGAUCGGGAACUACAUCAAAGUGGUGGUGGUCAAGAUAACGUUAGUGGAAGACAUGCACAACCUGAGUCCAGAGCUGGAUGUAUCUACGAAUGCGGAUACAACGCUGGCUUCGUUCUGCAAGUGGCAACACCAGCUGAAUCCCGAUGACGAUGCGAAUCCUCACCACCAUGACGUCGCCAUCUUGGUGACCAGAGAGAAUAUCUGCAGCCAGAACGACACUCCUUGUAGCACAUUGGGCGUGGCGCACGUGGCCGGCAUGUGCAAGCCGGACCGGUCCUGCUCCGUCAACGAAGACAACGGCAUCAUGCUGGCGCACACCAUCACGCACGAGCUGGGACACAAUUUCGGGCUCUACCACGACACGGAGAAGAUCGGCUGCCACCGGCGCGAGGGCUCCACUCUGCACAUCAUGACGCCCAUCUUCGAGGCGGAUACUGUGCAGGUCGCCUGGUCGCGGUGCAGCAAGCGGGAUGUUACUAUAUUCUUGGACACGGGUUCCGGCGAAUGCCUCGGCGACACUCCAUCCCAAGACUACGAGUACCCUCUGGUCCCGGCCGGGGUGACCUUCGACGCGGCCGCCCAGUGUCACCUGCAGUUUGGGAGUGACGCAUCAGUGUGUGCUGACCCUGCCGAGCUGUGCAACCAUCUGUGGUGCUACUCGAAUAAUACGUGCAAGACUACGUUGAGGCCGGCCGCGCCUGGGACCACUUGUGGGGAGAAUAAGUGGUGCCAAAACCAGCGCUGCGUGGACCGGCAACCUCGCCCAGUCGCCGUGCACGGGGGCUGGGGCGCUUGGGGCCCCUGGAGCGAGUGCUCGCGGUCUUGUGGCGCUGGGGUGUCAGUGACUACGAGGGAGUGUGAUAGUCCCGCGCCAGAGAACAACGGGCGGUACUGCAUUGGGGAGCGGAGUCGAUACAAAAUCUGCAACACAGACCCGUGUCCGAUCGGCGAGCCCAGCUUCAGGGAGGUGCAGUGCCGCAAGUACGCGAGGAACGAGUCCGAGGAGUGGUUGCCGUACUUCGAUCAGGACAAGCCGUGCGAGUUGAUGUGUGCACUCAUCAACAGUCGUCUGGAGUACGACGGGUUUGUCGCCGACGGCACCCCGUGUCGACAGACCGACGGCGCUAGAGAUAUGUGCAUUUCUGGUGUAUGCCACAAGGUGGGCUGCGACUGGGUGGUGGACUCGGAGACUGAGGAGGACGUGUGCGGCGUGUGUGGAGGCAACGGGUCCGCUUGUUCUACCGUGCAGGGGAUUUAUAAUAAGGGGACUACCAAGCAGGACGGGUUUAGUGAGGUAGCUGUUAUACCGGCUGGCUCCAGAAAUGUCAAUAUCAAGGAGAAGGUCAACCCAGGAAACUUCAUCUCAAUCAGAAGCGCGAAGACGAAAAAACUGUACAUCAAUGGAGCAAGAAAUCAAGCAGUGACGGAAUACUUCGUGGCCGGUUCACAAGCCAUCUACGAGCGAGAUAGAGAUUGGGAAAAAGUUAAAAUACUUGGACCUAUCAAGGAAGACCUUAGAGUUUAUCAACACAUAUACCGCGGCAAGAACCGCAACCCGGUGGUCCAGUACAAGUACACGGUGGACCGGCAGCCGCGCCGCAGCCGGCACCGCUACAAGGUCUCUGAUUGGUCGCCGUGCUCAGUCUCCUGCGGCACGGGGAAGGUCACCAGGCAUCUGCUGUGCGUCGAUAUGCAUGACCGUGUAGUAGACCAGUCCCAAUGCUACCACAUGGAGCCUCCGCGCUACGAGGCGAUGAUGGAGCAGUGCCAUCUGCCGGCGUGUCCGGAGACUAGAGGCAGCUACUGGUGGGUGGGGCCGUGGAGUGCGUGCUCGAGGGCUUGUCGGAUGCCGGGAGAAGAGCCCACGAAACAACGAAACGUUUACUGCGUAGACAAACGUAUGAACAAGAUCAUCAACGACGCUGAAUGCGACGCACAGACGCGACCAGUCGCCAACAUCAAGUGUGCCGACGUCCCGCCUUGCUAAGGACAACCAAACCAUCAACCUACAAUAUGGAAAAGUUACCAAUAGAAGGAACUAAGCACUCUUUCUUACGCGAUUCGUUCGAAUCUAUAGCUUCCUGCAUGGAGAGUGUAUUUUUUAACCGACUUCGAAAAAAAGAAGGCGAGUAAACGCUAAUUUAUAUGGUGCGGGAGAGUCGCCAUCUAGCGGUACGUAGCUGCACUAGCUCCGCGCCAUACAAAUUUAAAUCGAUUUUUACUGCUCGAUCGGUUAAGAAAAACCUACAGCCCUCUGGAGAACACAAAAAGAUUAUAUCGAACGUGGAUCGGAUAGUGAAUUUCAAGUGAUACGGACACUCAUUUUGUGAAAUCGGACGAUUAAGAAUGUAUGUGAGACUGCAUUGAGCAAGUGUUGUUUUGUAUUGUCGUUUGUUUGAAAUAAAAAUAACCCAUCGAUAGAUGUUACUGGUUUAAAGAGAUACAUUACAAUAUACGUACACUAUUUACUGGUGGUUCUUUAGGAAUGGUAUUGAUGUGUCAGAUGACAAUGCGAAUCAUUGUUAGAAU